Messenger RNA from Brassica oleracea var. oleracea, 969 nucleotides. Its product is annotated as BI1-like protein. The record is from RefSeq and is a predicted model, not a curated record. The coding region runs from base 91 to 837 and encodes 248 amino acids. Lineage: Eukaryota; Viridiplantae; Streptophyta; Magnoliopsida; Brassicales; Brassicaceae. Gene Ontology annotation, cellular component: membrane. The transcript has 4 exons.
UCCAAAGCAAACCAUCACUGAUUCAACUUCCAAGGAUUUGAACUUUCACGCGUGUUCCUUCCCUUUUGUCCAAAAGAGUUGACACCGAUAAUGUAUCAGUGGAACUUACCGUACCGGAAAGAUGACUUGGAAGCUGGCGGUGGCUCAAGGUCGAGACCUUUAUACCCAACCAUGCAUGAAACUCCGGAGCUCCGGUGGGGAUUCAUACGCAAGGUUUACUCUAUAAUCGCCUUUCAGCUUCUAGCCACCAUCGCCGUCUCCGCCACUGUUGUCACCGUCCGUCCAAUCGCUCUGUUUUUCGCCACCACAGGCGCAGGACUAGGUCUCUACAUAGUCAUCAUCAUCACCCCCUUCAUAGUGUUGUGCCCGUUGUACUAUUACCACCAGAAACAUCCGGUGAACUACUUACUCUUGGGGGUGUUCACUUUGGCUCUGGCUUUUGUCGUUGGACUGACAUGUGCCUUUACCAAUGGGAAAGUGAUUCUUGAGUCAGCAAUCCUGACGACAGUUGUGGUGCUUUCCCUCACCGUCUACACCUUCUGGGCUGCUAAGAGAGGAUAUGACUUCAACUUCCUUGGACCAUUCUUGUUUGGUGCUCUCAUCGUGCUCGUUGUCUUUGCCAUGAUACAAGUUUUUUUCCCGUUAGGGAGGACAUCGGUGAUGAUUUAUGGUUUCUUGGCAUCGGUAAUAUUCUGCGGGUACAUAGUCUAUGAUACAGACAAUCUGAUCAAACGUUACACAUAUGAUGAGUAUAUUUGGGCAGCGGUUUCUCUCUACCUGGAUAUCAUCAAUCUCUUCUUGUCUCUUCUUACUAUAUUUAGAGCUUUACAGAGAUAGACGAUUGUGAUUUGUGAGGUUGUGAGGAUGUGGUAGCUAGUUAAAAUGUUCAUCUCUCGAAACUGUUAUAAUAAGGAACGUGUGGAUUUUUGUAUAUAUUAUGGUUACUUGUUCACACGUUCAUGUGAUUGU